Molecule: messenger RNA, 264 nt
Organism: Entamoeba invadens IP1
Lineage: Eukaryota; Evosea; Mastigamoebida; Endamoebidae
Exons: 2
Coding region: 1-264 (87 amino acids)
Source: RefSeq, a predicted model, not a curated record
AUGUCUUGGAAAUGUGCGUUAUGUGGAAAAUCUGUGUAUUUUGCAGAACGAAAACAGGCAGAAGGAAAGGAUUGGCACAACAUCUGCUUCAACAAAUAUUACAAAAAAAAGAAAGAGGAGGAGAGUCAAACACUGUUCGGCCAUUAUAACGGGACAAAACAAUCAUCUUCAGCCUCGUCACAGACUAAGACGUGCCCAGAGUGCUCAGCAAUAGUCGAUACUCAAAUACGAUUCUGUACGUCUUGUGGAUAUAAGUUCGAAUAA